This is a messenger RNA of Gavialis gangeticus (Gharial), 2857 nucleotides long. Its product is annotated as ectonucleoside triphosphate diphosphohydrolase 8-like. The transcript is spliced from 10 exons. Lineage: Eukaryota; Metazoa; Chordata; Crocodylia; Gavialidae. Bases 282 to 1769 code for a protein of 495 amino acids. Gene Ontology annotation, biological process: nucleoside diphosphate catabolic process. Gene Ontology annotation, molecular function: GDP phosphatase activity; UDP phosphatase activity. The record is from RefSeq and is a predicted model, not a curated record. Gene Ontology annotation, cellular component: plasma membrane.
AACCUGCCUGUAGAUAAACAUACAGGACAAGAUAUGCCACCGGGGUGUGUCAGGCACAUGUUUCAAGACAGCUGAAAAUAUUCUAGCCGCAGCACCCACGGGGGAGCUGAUUGGCUAAGAUACGCUGACACGCUGUCUACCUUUGUACAGCUGGAGAGAGUGAUUAAAGGCUUCCCCGGACCUGCUUGCAAUCGGACACUCCAGCUGUGUGCGGUUGCCUCAGGAAGGAGAAGACACGCUGCCCAGCUCUGCUCAGGAAAGACAAAGGUUACAUUUUGGAAAUGGCCAUCAGUUCAAAGUACUUCACCUAUGCCUUUCUGGUAGCUGUGGUUGUAUUCUCCUCCAUUGCCCUCAUUCUCAGCUUGGUGAGAAUCAGCAAUGUUUUCUUGCCGCCCAAGAAUAAGUAUGGGAUGGUGUUUGAUGCGGGCUCCUCCCACACCUCUCUGUUCAUCUACCAGUGGGAGUCGGACAAAGAGAACAACACUGGAGUGGUGAGCCAGACAUUAUCCUGUGAUGUGGAGGGACCUGGUAUAUCAAGCUACGCCAACAAUCCUCCAAAAGCUGGUGAGUCCCUAAGGAAAUGUCUGGAUGAGGCCAUGAAGAUCAUUCCUGCUGAAAGACAGAGUGAGGCACCAGCUUACCUUGGAGCUACAGCAGGCAUGAGGCUACUGAGGCAAAAGAACAAAUUAGCUGCAGAUCAAGUUUUGAAUGAAGUUGCUAAGACCAUGCAACAGUACCCUGUGAAUUUCCGAGGGGCUCGAAUCAUUACAGGAGAAGAAGAGGGAGCCUAUGGCUGGAUCACUGUCAACUACCUGCUGGACUCCUUCAUCAAGUACUCACCCAAACAACGUGACUGGAUCCACCCACACUCAGCCAAGAUCCUGGGUGCUCUGGACCUUGGAGGAGCAUCAACCCAAAUCAGUUUUAUCCCCAGUGGCUCAAUUACUGAUGCAACAAAAGCCUCCAAGUUCAGCCUCUACGGGUUUGGCUACACCAUCUACACACACAGCUACCUCUGCUAUGGGCAGAACGAGGCUCUGAAGCAGGUGGUGCAGAAACUAAUCAAGGAUACAAGUACCAAGAAUGCCAGCCACCCCUGCUACCCGAAAGGCUAUGAGACAACCAUUUCAACAGCUUCCUUCCAUGUCAGUCCUUGUACAGCUGCCCAUGAGUCAUUUCCACCCAAAGUCCCAUGGAACGUGACACUGUUUGGCACAGGCAGUGCCACAGAGUGCCACCAGCUUGUCAAGGAGAUCUUCAACUUCUCUGCAUGUGGCCAGGGUCAAACCUGCAGCUUCAAUGGUGUCUACCAGCCUCCAGUCAAUGGGCAGUUCUUUGCAUUCUCUGCCUUUUACUACACCUUCAGCUUCCUCAACCUGACCAGCGGGCAGUCCCUGGCCACUGUCAACAAUACCAUCCAGGAGUUCUGUGCAAGAAACUGGACAUAUCUGUUAUCGAGUUACCCCAAAGAGAAAGAAAACUGGCUGCGGGAUUACUGUGGUAAUGCCAACUACAUCCUUGUGCUCUUGCUGGAUGCCUAUAAAUUUAAUGAAAGCAACUGGAAAAAUAUUAUGUUCCAGAUGAAGGCUGCGAACACAGGCAUCGGCUGGACCCUAGGCUACAUGCUGAACCUCACCAACAUGAUCCCUGCAGAGACCAUGGAACAGGUGAAAGGACACAGUCAGAACACCUGGAUUGCUGCCAUCUUCUUCAUCAUCCUAACUCUGGCAAUUUGCAUCGUUGCCCUGGCCAUUUCCUUCUGUUCAUAGGAGCCAUUUAGCAGGAAAGUACAGCGAAAACUCCAGCACCUCAGACUGUGUCAGUUAAUCAGAGACCUGAAUCAAUUAAUAGGAAGUUUGAGGACCACUGAUCACUAACCAAUAUGACCCUCAAGCACGGACAACUUGCAGGUUUCAACACUAAAGUGAAUGAGCCUCACCUCAGCCAACAGCACGCGAAGUGUGAGCCUCCACCUUGAGCCAACAAACUAUGGACACGUGUCUUAAAGGUGUUUAGGCACCGUACACAUGGGGAGAUCUUUCAGAAGCAUUGAUGUUCUUAAUUCUCGGCAAUUGCACCAGGGCUGAAUUGUCUGAGUGCUUCUGAAAGUCCAGUUAGAAGUCUGCCUGCACCCUGAGGCACCAAAAUAACUUUCGGUUCUGCAACCAAUAGCUGACUCCCAAGUGUCCUGUGUCAGAUAACCACUAAGGGGAGCCAAAGCCUCAACACUCUCCUACAGUCAGUUAUAUUCCAGUACUGUCCUUGAAGAGGGCCUCUGGCUGUAGAUCAAUGGUUCUCAACCUUUUUAGAGUCAAGGCACCCUCCAUAACUUUUGCAAAUUUGGUAGCACCCCAACUGAGAAACACCAUUGUGUUACCUCAGUUUAUCUCUGUGGUUCUCAACUGGGGUGCUGCUGCCACCACUGCCAGGUGGAUGUGCCACGUGCCUUGUGCACCACCAGAUCGAGAAGGACUGCAGCAAGACCUGCCUGCUUUAGGUUUAUCAGACAAUCCUAAUGCAGAUGGGAGUACCAGCUCCCACCACAGUCCUUUCUAAUCUGGCUGUGCAGAAAGCAUGCAGGGCAGGUCCAUCUGGCUGCCACAACAGUGGGACCCAUGCUGUAGCACCCCUGAAGGUGUCCUAUGGCUCCCCAAUUGAGAACCAUUGCUCUACGUACUUAUUUGUACCCCUUUUACCCCACAAGGAAGGACUCUGGGCUGUCAGGAGGAGAGAUGACUUCAGGGGUGGAUCCAGGAAGGGUGCAGUGAUGCACCCUAAUCAUCUCCCUAAUCCCUGUUAAUCUGUCUCCAUUCCCAGGCAUUAACAACCCUCUCUCCAUUUUAAUGGUCUUGAUGUU